This is a messenger RNA of Protopterus annectens (West African lungfish), 2509 nucleotides long. RefSeq names its product adhesion G-protein coupled receptor G2-like. Bases 3 to 1160 code for a protein of 385 amino acids. Gene Ontology annotation, molecular function: G protein-coupled receptor activity. Gene Ontology annotation, cellular component: membrane. The record is from RefSeq and is a predicted model, not a curated record. The transcript is spliced from 8 exons. NCBI's taxonomy places the organism in Eukaryota, Metazoa, Chordata, Ceratodontiformes, Protopteridae. Gene Ontology annotation, biological process: cell surface receptor signaling pathway; adenylate cyclase-activating G protein-coupled receptor signaling pathway.
ACAUGGAAAUUGACAACAAUCUGGUAAUUGGAAUACAGGUUGGGAAUGCAGAUAUUCAAAAUCUUAGUAAACCUGUUAGAAUCAUAUUUCCACUGGUGAAUACUCAAGCGAAUGUUGCAAACAGAAGCUGUCGGUUCUGGAACAAAAGGGCAUCUGAAAAGGAAGAGGCUUGGAGCAAGGAGGGAUGCAGUGGAAGUGUAAAUGGCAGUCAAACUGUGUGCGAAUGCAACCACCUCACGUUCUUUGCUGUGCUACUGACUUUACAGGAGAAGAAGCUUUCAGCAAAUGUACUGACGUCUCUGACACUGAUAUCCUACAUUGGCACUGGGAUUUCUGCUAUUUUUACAGCUAUUACAGUCAUUGUCUACUUUUCACAAAGGAAAUUACAAGUUGAUGAUUCCACAAAAAUACACAUAAACCUGUGCAGUGCCUUGUUCCUGAUCAACAUAUCGUUUCUGAUGAACGGGUGGCUGGCUUCCUUUCACAUCAAAUCCCUGUGCAUCCUGAUUGCUGUUAUCAUGCACUACUCUUUACUCUGCUGUUUCACCUGGAUGGGUAUUGAAGGAUUUCACCUCUACUUGCUGCUUGUGAAAGUUUUCAACAUCUAUGUUAGAUGGUAUAUGGUGAAGCUUUGUGUUGUUGGCUGGGGGAUACCUGCUGUUGUGGUGACUGUGGUUGUCAGUCUCCAAAGAUAUGGUAACAUUUCAAUUGAAUCAGAGGAGGAGCAACAAUUCACGGCUGAUAUGUGCUGGUUUACAGUUCGUGAUGCAGUGUACUACAUCACUGUUCACACAUACUUUGCCAUUAUCUUCACAUCUAAUGUAAUAGUAUUUAUCAUAGUAGCAAGAAAGGUUAUUCAGAUGAAGAGACUGAAAAAAGGAUCUGAAGCUUUAAAAAAAGCAUGUACUCUUUUAGCUUUCAGCUGUCUUUUUGGAUUGACGUGGGGACUAGCCUUUUUUAUCGUUGGAGCUUUGACAACACCAAUUUGCUUCAUCUUUACUAUUGUGAAUACACUACAAGGGUUUUUCAUAUUUCUUUGGUACUGUAGACUACAUGGUCCACUGUUCGUGACUAGAGGAAGCUAUGCUGUCAGCCAAGAUUCAGUCACUUCAUUUGCAAUGAGGAAGAAGAGCUCAUUGCAUACAUCUUUGGAUAAUUAAGGAAUGCAUAAAUCUAGCUACAGACUGUACACAUCAGUGAUGAUGAUCUGCUCUCAGGAAAGCAUAUCAUGCCAUCUAUGAUGGGCUCAUUUACAUUUCAUGCUUUAAAGAUACACUGGCAUCUAGCAUGCUUAUUUUAGCACCAUUUUAUGGGCACAUUCCACUUGCUAAGGGUUCAGCAAACCAUUUAGAAAAUUCUGCUAUUUUUUUCUAUCUUUCUUAAUCAAUCUUAUUGUGUCUUCCAUAAUAUGUGGCAUUCAUGAUAUGAGCGCUUGCUGAUUCUUUUAGAUUCUGCCUUAAUACACAAUACAAAGUCAAAGAAAAGUGUUACUCAUUGAGAUCAGUGGGAUUCUGGAAAAUUUUACUCAGUACUGAGUCUCUUCAUAUGACUACCAUGGAUCAUGUUAAACAGUAGGCCAUGCUGUGGUGAAGACCACACACUCUAAAAAUGAGUACGACUUUAUCAAUGCCAAUUGCUGGCUUGCACAGAAUGUGACUAACAGUAAUAAUAGUUAAAGAUGUGUAUUCAAAAAAUGAUGAAGAAUGUAGUAAUGAAAAUAUUUAUGGGGAAGUAAAUGGGAGAAGGGUAGUAAGUUGCCAAAGUAAAAAGAAAAAAAAAAAACAAAGAACUUUGGCUGAGUUUGUUGUUAACACGUGUCUUGUAGCCAUGAGGUAGUGUUAUGAAGCACCACCUUCAGCUUGUUGACUUUUGUUGUGGAAACAGCCUAAAUUAUAUGUUUGCAUUGUUAACUCUACACACAUUCUUGUGGGUUAGUUAAGAUUAGAAGUACAAUAGUAGUGUAGCUGUUUUACACAUACAUUGAGCAUUAUUUUUGUAGAGAGAUGCAAUAUUGCCUUGCAGAUAAAAAAGCAAAAUCAAAAUUAGCAGUUGUCACUGAGUGAAGGAAUUAUCUGCAAUAAUGCAAAAUGUUUUGUUGCAAAACUUUCUGUUUACUAAAAGAAUAUUGAUUUUCAACACUCUGAAUAAUAAUAUGUAUUUACAGGAGGAAAGUAGUGGGUAAUAUCAUUCUUUCACUCUGGGACUCUCAGCGUCUCACAGGUCAAUAAAAAUGUUUUCAUGAAUGUUGAUAGCAUACAGUCGAUACUUGAAAGCCUGAAAAAGUGCCACAGCAUGCAAGUAUUAUUUUUACUGCUAAGUAUGCACCAGACAGCAUCAUACUAAUUUGGAAAUUAUAUGUGUUUUAGGAAGGUACAGUGGAUUAUAUCAUGAGCAAUGAGGACUGGUGAGCAGCAUUAAGUGAGGCAAAGAAAAUGGUGGCUACUUAUUUUUUUCUGUAACAGUGAAGAACCACUUAAUAAAAUGCAACUUGUUGAUCUUUUUUCAAUUA